Drosophila ficusphila is the source of this 1318-nucleotide messenger RNA. RefSeq names its product centrosomal and chromosomal factor-like. The transcript has 2 exons. The record is from RefSeq and is a predicted model, not a curated record. Lineage: Eukaryota; Metazoa; Arthropoda; Insecta; Diptera; Drosophilidae. The coding region runs from base 154 to 1101 and encodes 315 amino acids.
GUCAACUGUCGCCGUUCGCGAGUCGCCAGUCCGCUCAACUGAUAAUUUACGAAGAAAACGGUUACGGGGAGUCGAAGGUUCCACGGAAUCAGCGGGACACUGGAAUUUGCAACCAUCUAUUAGGUUCUAUACAUACACAGCAAAUCACAAAUCAUGUUCGUCGUGGCCUUGACGAUGGCCAUCUUGCUUUUGGCCGGACAGCAGGAGGUCUGUCGUGCCCAGGUCUCCAUCCACACGGAUGCCAACUCGAACUCGUACAGCCUGAAGACUCCCGGACUGCAGCAGACCUUCACCAGGUUCUACGGCGGAGCAGCCAAGGCAACUCAGCCGGAGAGCCAGCAGGUGGAGCAACCGCAGCCACAGGAGCCGCAGCAGUUGUCGGCUCCCCCUCGAUUCGGAGCAUUCCCUCCACCUGGACAGCGGUAUCCCAGCGUUUACACAGCCGCGAAUCCCUCUCUUCUGCAGCAGCAGCAGCAACAACAACUCCUGACGCAGCAGCAGAAGCAGCAGCAACAGUUGCAGUUGCAGCAACAGCAAUUCCUUGGCGCCACUUCUCCACAGGCAGCGGGUUACUCGGUGCCCAGCUACGCGGACCAGAUGCAGGCGGCAGUCCUCGACUACCAUCGCACCAGGCAGCUCCUGGAGAGCCAGCAGCAGAUGCUCCAGCAGCUCUACCACGCCCACCCAGAUGUAUCCGCCGCCCAGAUUCCGAACCUUCCCCCGCCGCCCGCCGAUGGAGCACACUUCGCCUACCGAGCGCAGCCCCAAUUCAACGGAGGAGUUCCGGGAUCUGUGAAUGGAGCAGGAUCUGUAAAUGGAGCAGGAGCUGGAACUGGAGCUUUGAGGAACGGGCCUGGUGGCGACUUCUACUCCACGCAGCAGCACAUGGGCUUCCUGCAGCAGCAGCAGCAGGACGUGCUCCGCGACCAGCAGCAGUCGGUGGCCCAGCAGUUCGCCACCAGCCAGUUGGCUCCGACCACCCGACAGAGUUUCGGGAUGGCGGUGCCCAUGUCCUCCGUUCUGGGGUCUCCCUCCUACCAGCAGUCCUCGGAUGUCUCCCACGUGAGCUUCUCCAGCGGCAACCUCAACUAUCGCUUCUAGGCGAAGGGGAGUGCCUAAACAGAGAGGAGGCGGAGAAAGAUAAGAAGUUGGAGGAGCUGAAGUUGUAGCCCCAAACACUGGACUUUCUAGAUUUAGUAUUUUUCGUAAAUUUUCGAGUGUAUAAGUAUUUUUUUUUUUUCAUUUUUUUUGCGUAAAUUUGCGUGGUAUUUGAUAAGAGGAAAAGCAAGCAAAUAUAAUUCUUGUAAGUGAUGAUAAA